Vitis vinifera (wine grape) is the source of this 2056-nucleotide messenger RNA. RefSeq lists its product as uncharacterized. The coding region runs from base 1 to 1287 and encodes 428 amino acids. The record is from RefSeq and is a predicted model, not a curated record. NCBI's taxonomy places the organism in Eukaryota, Viridiplantae, Streptophyta, Magnoliopsida, Vitales, Vitaceae. The transcript has 2 exons.
AUGUAUUCAAAAGGUCUCCCAUUUAACACUGUGAAUGAUCCUUAUUGGUUUCCUAUGAUAGACAUUGUUGCAAACUUUGGGCCCGGGUUUAAGCCUCCAUCUAUGCACGAAUUGAGGACAUGGAUUCUUAAAGAAGAGGUGAAUGACCUAAGUAUCAUUAAGGAAGAUCACAAAAAAGCUUGGAAACAAUAUGGAUGUUCAAUUACGUCAGAUGGUUGGACAGAUGGAAAAAGUAGGUGUCUUAUCAAUUUUUUGGUGAAUAGUCCUGCUGGCACUUGGUUUAUGAAAUCAAUUGAUGCUUCUGAUACAAUAAAAAAUGGGGAAUUGAUGUUCAAAUAUGUUGAUGAGGUGGUUGAAGAAAUUGGAGAGGAGAAUGUUGUGCAAGUCAUCACUGAUAAUGCCUCUAAUUAUGUGAAUGCUGGAAUGAGGCUUAUGGAAAAAAAGAGUAGAUUGUGGUGGACUCCUUGUGUUGCUCAUUGCAUUGAUUUGAUGUUGGAGGAUAUUGGAAAGCUAAAUGUUCAUGCUACUACACUUUCUCGAGCUAGGCAAGUUGUGAAGUUUAUAUAUGGGCAUACUUGGGUUCUUAGCUUGAUGAGAACAUUUACAAAAAAUCAUGAACUUAUUCGUCCAGCAAUUACACAGUUUGCUACUGCAUUUCUUACUCUCCAAAGUCUUUAUAAUCAAAAGCAAGCUCUUAUAGCAAUGUUCUCCUCGGAAAAAUGGUGUUCAAGCACAUGGGUUAAAAAGAUAGAAGGUGUGAAAACUCGAAGUACAGUGUUGUUUGAUCCAAAUUUUUGGCCUCAUGUUGCUUUUUGCAUAAAGACCACUGUUCCAUUAGUUAGUGUCUUGAGAGAGGUUAAUUCAGAGGAAAGACCAGCCAUGGGUUAUAUUUAUGAGUUGAUGGAUUCAGCUAAGGAGAAGAUUGCAUUUAAUUGUCGGGGCAUGGAGAGAAAAUAUGGCCCAAUUUGGAGAAAAAUUGAUGUAAGAUGGACUUCGCAACUUCAUCGACCUUUACAUGCAGCAGACUAUUAUCUUAAUCCUCAAUUGCGGUAUGGAGAUAAGUUCUCUAAUGUUGAUGAAGUGAGGAAGGGAUUAUUUGAAUGCAUGGAUACGAUGUUGGAUUAUCAAGAACGUUUAAAAGCUGACAUUCAAUUGGACUCAUAUGGCCAAGCAAUGGGUGAAUUUGGGAGUCGUAUUGCAAUUGAUUCUCGAACAUUAAGAAGUCCUACAAGUUGGUGGAUGUGUUUUGGGGGUUCAACACCGGAGUUGCAAAAGUUUGCUAUUUGAGUCCUUAGCCUUACUUGUAGUGCUUCGGGAUGUGAAAGAAAUUGGAGCACAUUUGAAUCGGUAAUACUUCUAUUUUUGUAAAUUUUUAUACAUAUAUUUCUAUUUCAAUGUUAGAGAACUUUAUUUCAUUUUAACACAUAAAAUUGUUUCUUUUAUUAUUUGUAGAUCCAUACAAAAAAGAAAAAGAAAUAGACUUGAACAUCAAAGGUUGAAUGCUCUAGUAUAUGUAAGGUACAACACUAGAUUGAGAGAGCGAAGUCUACAAAGGAAACAAAAUGUUGAUCCAAUCUUGGUAGAGGAGAUUGAUUCCGAUGAUGAAUGGAUUGCGGAAAAAGAAGAUCUCCUCCUCCCCCUUGAUCUUUGUUGGCUUCAAGAUAAUGAAUUAUUCAAUGUUGAUGCCAUUAGAGUUGUGUCAUCCAACUCCCAAGAGACGCAAGCAUCAUCGGAUCAUAUGGUUUCUUCACAUUCCUACAAAAGGAAACAUAAUGAAGUACCAAGUACAAGUGGAGGCAAAGGCAAAGAGAAGGAAUUGAAUUUGACACCAAUUGAUGAAGAUGAAGAUUUAGAUGAAAUGGGGAUACAUGAUAGUGGACAUUUUCCUACUAUUGAUACAUUGGAUGAGGAUGAUGAUGACCUUGGAGAGGAGGAUUUAAGUUGAAACAAUUUACUCUAGUUGUUAUUUCAUGACUUAGUUAUGGAUUUUUUGUAAAAGUUUAGAACUAUUAUUAUGGUUGACUCUAUUUUCUAUUUCAUGACUUAGUUAUGGCUU